AUGAGCACAACCGGCAUGCUGGACCUCUCGCGAGGGACCGUUGGUCUCUGCGUCCUCAUCGUGCUCGCCGUCUCCACGCUCUCGAGGUUCUUCCUCGCGAGCCGCCGGCCCAGGAACUUCCCGCCAGGCCCUCGGACAGUCCCCUUCCUGGGAAAUAUCACCCAAGUACCGAAAUCAAAGGGCUUCCUAAAAUUCCACGACCUCGGGGCCACCUUCGGCUCCAUCAUCGGCCUCAAACUAGGCUCCCAAAACUUCGUAAUCCUAAACAACUACAAACACGUACGAGAACUCUUCGACAAGCGCGGCUCAAUCUACUCCUCCCGCCCCCGCACCUACGUCGCAAACACCCUCGUCUGCCCGGGCGACAUCCACCUCCUCCUCCUCCCCUACGGCCCCGCCUGGCGCGUCCAGCGCCGCGUAGUCCAGUCCCUCCUCGCCGUCAACCGCGUCGACGCCGUCCUCCCCGUCCAGGACGCCGAGGCUACGCAGACCCUCUCCGACCUCCUCCGCGACCCGGCGGGCUACUACGACCACGUGCGGCGGUACACCACCGCCGUCGUCCUCGCCGCCGUUUACGGCGUGCGCGGCGCCCGCUUCGACUCGCCCAACGUGCGCGCUCUGUACGCCGCGCAGGACGAGUUCACCGCUGUGCUGGAGCAGGGGGCCACGCCGCCGGUAGACGCGUUCCCCUUCUUGAAGAUGGUGCCCGCGGCGCUGGCGGGGUGGAAGAGACGGGCCGCGAGGGUGAGGAGGGAGCAGAUGGGGUUGUAUCUCUCGCUGGUGGCGGGGACGAGGGAGAGGAUCCGGGAGGGGAGGAGCCCGGAUUGCUUUUUGGGGGAGAUGCUGAGGGAUCAGGAGAAGAAUGGGUUGGAUGACGAGCAUUUGGCGUACCUGGCCGGGAACCUGAUGGAAGCCGGCUCCGAUACCACGGCUUCGACGUUACUAUCCUUCCUCCUCGCGAUGAUCAAGUACCCGAAGGAGUUCCGUAAAGCACAGGACGAAGUCGAUCGGGUCUGCGGCACCCUGCGGUCCCCGACGUCAGAAGAUAUCGGCCGUUUACCCUUCAUCGAGGCGUGUAUGAACGAGACCCUCCGCUGGCGCCCCGUAGCAGCCGGCGGCGUCCCGCACAUGCUUACACAGGACGACACGUACCAGAACUAUCACCUGCCCAAGGGCACCGUCCUGGUCGCCAACACGUGGGCGAUCCACCACGACGAGGACGAGUACGAGAACCCGGCCGAGUUCGCGCCGGACCGCUUCGUGAGGGAGAAGUACGGGACGCGCGACCCCGUCGACGAGAGCGCCGACGACCACCGGCGCGUGCUGUAUGGGUUCGGCGCGGGCAGGCGGGUGUGUCCGGGGCAGCGGCUGGCGAGGAACUCGCUGAUAUUGAACAUGGCCAAGAUCGCGUGGGGGUUCGAUCUCUCGCCCGGGGAGGGGGAGGUCGACGUCGACGUCGGCACGGCGUACACGGACGGGUUCCUGAUCGCGCCCAAGAAGUUUCCGAUCACGAUCCGGCCGAGGUCCGAGAGGCAUGCUGCGGUGAUUGAGGAGGAGCAGAGGAGGGCUGAACCUUUGUUCGCAAAGUACGCGGCAUGA
Colletotrichum graminicola M1.001 is the source of this 1599-nucleotide messenger RNA. Its product is annotated as cytochrome P450. Bases 1 to 1599 code for a protein of 532 amino acids. The transcript has 6 exons. Gene Ontology annotation, molecular function: oxidoreductase activity, acting on paired donors, with incorporation or reduction of molecular oxygen; monooxygenase activity; iron ion binding. NCBI's taxonomy places the organism in Eukaryota, Fungi, Ascomycota, Sordariomycetes, Glomerellales, Glomerellaceae. The record is from RefSeq and is a predicted model, not a curated record.